Linepithema humile (Argentine ant) is the source of this 2456-nucleotide messenger RNA. Its product is annotated as arylalkylamine N-acetyltransferase 1-like. Gene Ontology annotation, molecular function: N-acetyltransferase activity. Lineage: Eukaryota; Metazoa; Arthropoda; Insecta; Hymenoptera; Formicidae. The record is from RefSeq and is a predicted model, not a curated record.
ACAAACUAAACGAAAUGUAUGAAAAUCGAACUGCUGCGUACUAAAUUUCACGUGAAUAAAACAUGACAUGAGAUGCUUCAGAACGAUAUUCGGAACCAAAACAUUCCCGAAAGAUUGUUUUUUGAAAAUUUGAAACACAAGGACAUAUUCUUAAAUUCUUGAAUCAAAUAUCAUUGUUUUGCAGCUAUCGUGGAUAAAUAGACGAUUUAUGAAAAAUUAUGAUCCAGUGUAAUUUCACCUUGCGACUGCAAUUCUUCGUUAUUUAAAUUGUUAUAUAUUCACAGUUAAUAUACUUUUUGUUUGUUUAAGAAUUCACUGUUUAUUUCGCGGAAAUUAUUUUCGCAUGUGCUAAAAUUUGAUCAAAUCAAAAUUAUUACGCUUUUAAUUUUUUAUUCAAAUUUAGAACAACUUUCCUUCGAAGUAAACUGUAAUUUUCCGCAGAAGAAUAGAAUGUAUCUUUGAUUUGAUCGUACGAUGUACAGGCAAAUCUGUUCUGACGUAAUGAUCUAAUCGUUUUCUCACUGUAAUUGUAAGAAAUCAGACGUUAUCACAUAGAAUAUUUAAUUAUACUGAAAGAUGGUAUGUACGAUCAUAGGAGAGGAUGCCGUCCCCUUGAUAUGACGUAACUCGAAAACAAUGAUAAAGCGAUGACAAAGGUGUAUCCUCACAGUUUAUCCUUUCAGAAACAUAAUGACGCAUAAUUCUCAGGUUAUACCGAUAGUCUUUGUGACAAAUAUUAUCAGUACAUUAAGUGGUUGUUAUCUUCAAAAUGAGUUAUUAGAGGAAGGACGUUUUAAACUGUACGUGAACAAUAACGGGAUACUGCUCAAGGCGAAGAAGUUUUACACUUUGCAAGGAUUCAUUCAGUAUUCAACAACAUGUCGCGAUGUUGCUAAGAAUAUAAACAUCUCAAUCGAACGAUUUAUCUUAAAAAUUCCAUUUUUCACAAAAUAUCUUACUUUUUCAGAGAUUCUUUAGUAUUAUUUUAGUCUUUUGUGUCGUUUGGGAAAUUCGUGUCAAAACGCACGUCGUAUGUGCUCGCAGACGGUCUUAUUAACGCUUAUAAAUCACUACUUAGAAGUAGAUCAAUGACGAAUUAGCACUUGGGUGACGUUGACCGCGCAAUAGCCGAUUGCGAUAAAACGCAUUAAAUAAAUGAGAAUGUCUCACGCGUAUCAACGCGACGUUUGGUGCAAGCCGAGAACGCUCUGAGGCAUCAUUCCCAUGAGAGUCUCCUCCGAAUCCCCGACCCAGGAAUUAUGUCACAGCGUUCCGCGCAUAUUACGCUAUAUUUGCAUUUCCUAUUGUCUGAAUUGCGCAACGCGUAAUAUCCUAGUCAACUAUGAGCACCCUACCAAGUUGGCCGAUUCGGCUGACGGAACAAACGGCGGUAUGGACUAUCAUGUCGAGAUAAUCAAUAAGGAUGAUAAAUUAAGGGUGCUGAAAUUCCUGAGAAGAUACUUCUUCAGAGACGAACCACUCAAUCAGAGCAUUCAACUAAUUCCAGAGGGUGAAGAUAGUACCUGCCUGGAGCUCGAGGACUACUGCAGCCAUGCAUCACUCGAAAACAACUUGAGUUUGAUGGCAGUUUCCACGAGCGGUGCAAUUAUUGGAGUUCUGCUUAAUGGUAAAAUGGAUCCCCCGUCGUGCGAGGAGUCGGAAUACAUACGAUCGUGUAAAAAUGCAAAAUUUAAGAAGAUACUGAGAUUAUUGCAUUACAUAGACAAGAACGUGAACGCGGAUGGACAGUUUCGGGAUUCGAACGUCUUGGAAAUCAGAAUAAUUUCUGUAGACACAAAUUGGAGAGGGAAAGGCGUUGCGAAGAUUCUCAUAGAAAAGACGAUAGAAAUUGCGAAAGAACAAGGAUUUCAUUACGUCAGAGCGGACUGUACGUCCUUAUUCUCUGGUAAGCUCUGCGCACGAUUUGGCUUUGAUGCAAUAUAUAAGCUCUCUUAUACCGAUUACGUGGAUGAGAAUGGAAAACCUAUCUUUUCGCCCGCCUUACCUCACACGGCAGCUAUCACUUAUGUGAAGAAACUGUGAAGAUCGCAAGAGAUAAAAGAAAAAUUGGAUUUUUCGGAUUUAGAACGAACAAAAGUAAGAUUUGGCAAAGAUAAGAUAAAUAAUAUUAAAGAUGCAUAACUAAUGCAAUAGUGAUAUUUGUUCCCUGAAGAAAACAAGAAAUAUAUUUUAUAAAUUAUUGUAUAGUGUCCACGUAGAAAUGUUAUUUUUAUAAGUUUAAUAUUGUCAUAAUUAUUUCAAAAAGUAUGUCAUCUGAGAUGGCAAAAAGUUUAAGUUUAUAAUGCGUGUGAAAAAGUAUACUAUUGGUAAACUUAUGCUCAUGUAAAAAUCGUGCAAAUAUAUGUAUAUUUAUGUGUAUAAGUUAUUUAAGUAUAUAAUUUUAAUAUAAUUUAGUUUUAUAUUAUGUAAUAUCAUUAAAUUUUAUUAUCAUAAAA